Daphnia carinata is the source of this 5934-nucleotide messenger RNA. Its product is annotated as brefeldin A-inhibited guanine nucleotide-exchange protein 3-like. Gene Ontology annotation, molecular function: guanyl-nucleotide exchange factor activity. Gene Ontology annotation, biological process: regulation of ARF protein signal transduction. NCBI's taxonomy places the organism in Eukaryota, Metazoa, Arthropoda, Branchiopoda, Diplostraca, Daphniidae. The transcript has 21 exons. The coding region runs from base 65 to 5737 and encodes 1890 amino acids. The record is from RefSeq and is a predicted model, not a curated record.
UUAUCCUCGUUACGUAGACGGGAUAUACAUAUUAGAAAACUACUAUUGAUUUUAUGAGUGCAAAAUGGCAAUGGAAAACGUGCUGAAAUGUCUCGUUCGAGACUCACAAGCACUCGGACGUGGCUUCCUACACAUCAAGCAGCAGAGUCAAGUAGCCUUGGAAAUGUUGGAAUCCCAAACUGGACUACUUCAGAGCACACCACACGAACUCAGGGAAAAAUGUUUUGUUGCCCUGCACUCUGCUCUCGUCUCUAACUCAGGCCACUUACUCAAACUAGGAUUGAUGGGUGUUCAGAAAUUACUACGAGACAAUCAUUUUGUUGCAAAGCACUGUGAUCCUCCAGAUGAUCGUCAGUGGCUGAUGUCUCAGUUACUGGAUUGCCUUUCAUUUCCAUGUUGGUUAAAAAUUUCAGAGGAAGUCCAGAUUGAAAUGUCAAAGAUUUAUAUCAGUUUUGCUUGCUUGGAGCCAAAAUAUCUCAACCUAAACGCACACGUCACAGUAGAUCUCCUUACCCGGUUGCUAGAUAUGGGUCAAAAUGGAGGCAUAAGAUCGCGCAAACACCAAUUAGCCCUCCAAACCGCAUCUGUUCAAAAUUUACAAACGUUUGCCAAAAAUAUAGCCAUCAGCGUGACACCCAAUCCACAGAACGUCGUUCCUGGUGAUUGUGACGUCAACCAGAUCAUUCCGAUCAUUCAGUUUCUGUGUGACAAACUAGAAGAUGGCCUGGUGACAUCCCAAUUAUUCCCCAUCGAAUUCUCGUUGGAGUCUAUCCAAGCUUUGCUUAGCAAUUUACCUGAUGGAGUCGUGCUAAGCUCAAGAAGCCACAGUUUUGUCUGGAGAACCCUCUGUCCCACUCUUCUGAAACUUGUUGGUGUCCCUUGUCCCAAUGCUCCAGCCACCACCGAGUGCAGAAUUUCUGAUCUGCGAUCUGUUGCCAGCAUAGGGUGCGAGCUGUUACGACUCUUUGGCAAUGUCAGUGUGCUACGUGCACCGUUAGAAUCCCUAUUCCACCGCCUAUUGGUCACUGAUCAUAUCGCCACUCGAAUUGAAAUGUUUAAAACCAUCAAAGAGGUCUUCUCCAAAUCUCACCGAUUGUUAGUCAUUGGCGGACCGUUUCUCAUCGAAGCAAACAAUCAAGAAACGUUUCCCGAGCCUAAUGAAUUCGGCAUUCUCCGAGUACUAUUUGAUGGAAUGGAGGAAAGCAUGCAAACCGAUAACGUCGAGUUAAGAACAAUUGUUUUGACCUGUGCAAAUACGCUGUUGACUUCCCUAUUGAGCCUAACGGCCUCUCCAACUUCGUUGCAAAUGUCUGAUAGUUUCAUGGAAAAAAUCAACUUGCUCUACGAGGAUUUGCAAAGUUGUGACUAUAUCGGUGCCCUGAGCUAUCCUACUAGAUUACGAAUGCCUAAAACCUAUGAGCAAUUGCUGAGAGAUCAAACUAAUAUUCCCCUGAAGCCACCAACUAUCACGAUCGAUCUAACCCAUUUAAUGGAAGACGAGGAAACGAAGGAAACUAUGAUGACUAACAAUGAUGAUGACAAUUGCAGCACUGCAUCUGGAGUGACUGAAGGACCAGAGAUGAUUGAUCAAGACGUCGAGUCGAUGGACAAAGAAUCCGAACACGAAAUCCAGCUAUUUGGGCAAAUCGAUGGAUACGCAGCUCGUUCGAAUCACGUUGAUUUAGAAAGACUGGCCGCUCGCAAGUUUCUUGAAGAUCUUCAAUCUUUCAUUCCUAAUCUUGGCUCUUGGCGCAGUCCCCUGGAGGUGGACUUGGCGCUCCAGCAAUUUGCUUCCAGCUAUUGCGAAAGCGCUGGACAGGACCACGUCAUCUUUAACGCUGACGGCAUCUACUUGGCCACUUACGUGACACUCUUGCUCAACUUUGAGCUGGCAAAACGCGAAUACUAUCCGUCGCGAUCCGGUUUCGUCGCUCAAAGCGAAGACGAUUUCAUCGCUAGCGUACUAAACAGUGGAAUACUGGUUUAUUUGACACCCGAAUUCUUAGCGGAAGUUUACCAGGGUGUACUGGUCUGCGAUGUAAUCGGUAACGCAGGAUUUCAUGUUAAUGCAGAUUCCAACACAUCAAUGAUGUCCAGCUGUGCAUUUAUCAAUCUUCUAACUGACGUUAGACAAGUUAAAUGCACUGAGCAAGCGACGUGUUUCCUGUCCGAUUGCCGCAAACUUCAUUUCGCCUUUACACCCAACUUCUUGCUACGCGAACCUCGUCGUCAAGCAGGCCUCAAGUUUGCCCGCCGGCUGCUAACUUGCUUCUGGGACUCGUUCCUCUUUAUCUAUUCUAAUGGAGUGUCACCGACGUCCAAUGAAACGGACAAUCAAGCCAUUUCUCAAGCACUAGAAUGUCUGCAGAGUGCCGCGAAAUUAGCCAACAUUCUCGGAUUGCAGGAUCGAUGUGGGACCAUCUUCUCGUUGUUGGCAUCUGUCGCUUGCGGCAAUCCGCAGCUUGGAAGUGCCUUGGUUCGUCAAAAAUCCUCCCUCAAAAAUCGUUUGAUGAAGGCUCGUAUGGCUGGAUUAAUAUCAAAACCCUUGUUUGAUAUCGAUCUACCACAUAUCCUGAGCCUCGAUGUCGUCUUGAACAAAGGCCUCGAACUAGCAUCGUACAACAAAGAAGCCUGGACUCACAUUCUCAGGUGCUGCUUGUAUGUGACGGAACUAGAACGACGCCUUUACCAAUCUCGGAAGAACGACAAAUUCAAAGUGACUGCCCAACUAAAACAGUAUACCUCUAAAAUCAAAUGGAAAUUGAGCAAUUCAGGUAGUUCAAAGGAUCCUUCGAAUGAUGAUCUGAACUUGGCCUCAACCGCCUUCGGAGGAUUGGAUGAAGACAGCAGUUCUACUGACAGCUACAGUUUCUUAACGGCAGCGAGCCAGCUCCCCAACAGUGACAAUGAUAUCCAGCAAUUAUUGGAAAAAGCAGUUAAAUGUGACAAUUAUCGAAACAGUGGCCAGAUGGACGCAAAAUUGGUUGCGCGAAUCAUCGGAGUGUUGAGCGAACGCGUCGAUUUGCUUAUGGAGGACGCAGCUGCAAAGUUGAACCUGAAAAGUCUGUUGCUUUUGAUAGAGGAACUCUGUCAGUUGUGUCACGUCCAGUUGAGCCACCUUGACGAAGAGAACAUUAGUUUGCAAUGCCAUUGGGUCUUACAUCGAAUUGGAGAGGUGAUGCUAAGGAGCGUCAAAACAGGACGUCCACUCUAUCACGCUCUACAUUGCUGGGCAAUUGUCGGGCCUACUCUGCUGAAAGCGGCCUGCAGCAAUGAUUCAGCUAUUGCCAAGACAUCGGUAGAGAUCCUGCGAUCAAUCAUCAGUCACGUUUUGCAGGAACAGCCGGAACCCCUUCACUUUCAUUUCAACGAAGCGCUGUUUAAACCUUUUGAGCAUGUCCUUUGUAGAGAAAAUUUGAAUCCCGAUCUUCAGGAUCAGGUGAUGAGUUCCCUGUGUGAACUGGUGGAAUGCUGGAGUGGUGAAAUUCGUUCGGGCUGGCGUCCAUUAUUCGCUUGCCUGCGACGCUGGCCUCCCCCACCACAGGGACCGACGGACAUUUGCAGCAGCAGUCGGCUUAUCCAUUCCGAGAAUAUCAGCACCGUCAAAGAAGUAUUGGCUGCCUUUGUCCAGCAAGGCAGUGGCAAUCCGCUCAUUUUUGCCAAUGCUGCAAUGGACGCCAUUCUUUGUCAACUGCACUACCUAAAGUGUUACAGGUACGUGGCAGAGCUCUCCGAUCCAGCAUUGGAUUACCUUCAAAAAUUUGCCAAAAUGCUUGGCCAGCUGUGUAUCAAACCGACCCAAGCGCCCGUAUUCUAUUCUGCCAUGAGUUUGACGUUUUUACCGAACGAAUGCGACUUUGAACCGCUGAUCGCUCUGGCGACCGAGCAUCGCGAUCAGAUGGAAGCCGAAGAUUAUGGUUGCUGGUCUAAUCUGUUCGACAUACCCAGGCCUCAGUCAGGUCACGCUGUAAAGCUGUGGGACAACUCGACAGGCAUUUACAAAGUCUUUUAUCUGCUGGUUGACGGAAUCACUUGCUGUCUAACGCACGCCAAAGAUCCCGUUCAAAAAUCUAUUGGCGAAGUCGUCAUGGCCACCUUCAUACUACUUGUCGAUAUUGAAGAGUACGAGUUUGCAGUUCUCUGUCUGAGGUGUUCCAUAUUGCCUGGUAUGAGCCACUGGUUGAUAAGCCUACUGAGCAUCAACAAAUCGUGUCAGGCCGGCUUAGGCACAUUCAAACAAGUAUGUGGUCUCCUUUGCGAUGUCAUGACCCGACUCUUCGCAGCUGAAAAAACGGCCAGCCAAGUGAAUACAGCAGACGUGUCCGCUCUGUUUCGUGAAGUCACUCUAUUCUACGUGGAAUGCGUCGUCCAAGACGAUGAGUCUCUUGUCCGUAUAGGCAAUUCAUGUCUGCGUCAUUUGAUUAUCAACUGCGGCCAACAGUUCCAGACUCUGUGCCCUUCCGGCGAAUUAUGGGAAGUGGCUGCUUCCGCCCUUUGUCUCAUCGUCCGUUGCAACCUCACCACCGUGCAAAGGCUGAUUCAAAGCGACAAAGCCGGUGAGCAACAAGAACGACAGCAGUUUCGAUUACAACAUUUAUCUAUGCAAAUCUUCAAUCAACCUGUGGCCGAGUCGCUUUCUCCGAUGUGCAGCUGCAACCUAUUUGUCGCUUUACUUUCCUUCCAGUUGGCUAUCAACACCAUCGCCAAUAUCGUCUGCUACAGCAACGUUAUCCUGACAGGAAACGAAAAGAUCCUCGAAUCAGCUGUGUUUGCUGAGAACAUGCAAUCUUGCGCUGCAGUUGAGCCAAAGAUCCUGGCCAUCUUGAGUGGUGUUUUACGUAGCGGUUGUGAAUUCGGAAUCGACUUCGAAAUUGCACUUGGUAUGCGGAGGCAUCUUCAGAAGCUCUACGGUUUCGCACAACUCCCCAGUUUGGCCCAGGUGACUGGGCUUAGCUCGGAUUUGCUGGUCAUCGCGUUGACCAACAUCGCGCUACAUUAUUCAUGCCACAUGAGAGAUCUCGAACAAUGGUUGGACUUUCUCAUCGAUUUCUACUUUCAAGAAUCGGGCAAUGAGCUUGCACCCACCAACGCCCAACCCGCUAUGGUCAUACCCGAGUUCCAGCUCGUAUCUUCGAGCAAGUCCGAGGAAGGUGUGACAUCUACAGAUAGCGAAAUAUCGAAACACAUCGACAAAUCAACUCCGAAGCAAUUAGACACUGAACAAAGGAUUGAAGGGGAUUCCAACGAAAAUGAAACAUUGCAAGUAAAGUCUGCAUCAAUCGAAGAAUUGAACGAGCAGAACCCAUUAAUUGAAAAGACUAAUGACUCGCUGGAAACGAAGGAUGAUACAGAAACUAGUCAAAGUCCGUCAUCAUCUGAAUCACUUUGUGGAGAAAAAACUCCGCAAGAAGAAGACCUUAUCGACAAACAACGGAUGGAGGCAGCACUGGAGUCCUACAGGAGGCAAAAGAGAUUGCAGACGAAAAUUAUCAAUUUAGCUGAACCCAAACCAGUCAGGGUGAUAAAGGUUGCCCCGGAUAUCAUAUCAAAAGUUAUACUACUUUCAGCUAUUCGGUUGUUGUCUCGGCUCGAUAAGAGUGUCCAGAACUCAUUCCAGAUCGUAUGGAAUAUCAUGUCACGGUUGAAUCUCCAUUGUUCUGACCAACAAAUACGUAAAGCUCACGAAGAGUUUGAAAAGCUGUUCCCUCUUUACCCGUCUGAAUCCGAUGGUUGUUGAAACCUAGCAUGUCCGUAAGAUACGUUGAGAGAAUCUUUUUGUUUCUAGUCAACCCCUUUUACCAUCUUCGUCAGAAUUCCUGGAUUUCUUUCCAAUUUUAUUUAUGGUCAGAUUUGUAUCACAGGCUAUUUUUACAAAUUAACCAUUAUUAACAGGUUGUGUUGUUUCAAUAUUACAAGUAUGUUUAAAUGGCAUCC